AUGCCGAAGGGGCGGCGCAGCAGCCGGAGCCCCACGAUGAGCCAGCGACCGGCUCCGCCCCUCUACUUCCCAUCCCUCUACGACGGCGGCAUCUCCUCGUCGCCGCUCAGCGACUUCAACAUCUGGAAGAAGCUCUUCGUGCCGCUGAAGGCGGGAGGGGCGCCGGCGGGAGGGGCGCCGGCGGCGGGGGGCCGGUCCCUGCCCCUGCCCCUGCCCCAGCCCCAGGCGCCCUCGGCCGCAGCGCCCCCGCCGCCACCAGGCCUGGGUCCCCCUAGUGAGCGCCCUUGUCCCCCGCCCUGGCCCUCCGGCCUGGCCUCCAUCCCCUACGAGCCUCUGCGCUUCUUUUACUCUCCACCGCCGGGGCCCGAGGCAGCGGCCUCCCCGCUGGUUCCCGGUCCCACGACCUCCCGGCUAGCCUCUGCCUCCCAGCCCGAGGAACUGUGCGAGCUGGAGAUCCGGAUUAAGGAGCUGGAGCUGCUCACCAUAACUGGGGACGGCUUCGACUCCCAGCGCUAUAAAUUCUUGAAGGCGCUGAAGGAUGAAAAGUUACAAGGCCUGAAGACCAGGCAGCCUGGGAAGAAGUCGGCCCCUCUCUCCUGA
Rangifer tarandus platyrhynchus (Svalbard reindeer) is the source of this 600-nucleotide messenger RNA. The record is from the annotation of a GenBank genome assembly. NCBI's taxonomy places the organism in Eukaryota, Metazoa, Chordata, Mammalia, Artiodactyla, Cervidae.